Molecule: messenger RNA, 1296 nt
Organism: Carlito syrichta (Philippine tarsier)
Lineage: Eukaryota; Metazoa; Chordata; Mammalia; Primates; Tarsiidae
Gene: CCR4
Product: C-C motif chemokine receptor 4
Exons: 1
Coding region: 46-1128 (360 amino acids)
Biological process (GO): G protein-coupled receptor signaling pathway; inflammatory response; chemotaxis
Cellular component (GO): membrane
Molecular function (GO): C-C chemokine receptor activity
Source: RefSeq, a predicted model, not a curated record
CCGGUUGGGUCCAGACCUGCUUUGAGGAGCCUGUGGGGUCGCAAAAUGAACCCCACGGACACAGCCGACACCACCCCGGAUGAAAGCAUCUAUAGCAAUUACUACCUCUAUGAAAACAUCGCCAAGCCUUGCACCAAGGAAGGCCUCAAGGCCUUCGGGAGGCUCUUCCUGCCUCCGCUCUAUUCCUUGGUCUUCCUCUUUGGUCUGCUCGGGAAUUCCGUGGUGGUUCUGGUCCUGAUCAAAUACAAGCGGCUCAAGUCCAUGACCGACGUGUACUUGCUCAACCUCGCCGUCUCGGACCUCCUCUUCGUGCUCUCCCUCCCUUUCUGGGGCUACUACGCGGCAGACCAGUGGGUUUUCGGCGAAGGUCUGUGCAAGAUCGUGUCCUGGAUGUACUUGGUGGGCUUCUACGGCGGCAUAUUCUUUAUCACGCUCAUGAGCAUCGAUCGGUACCUGGCCAUCGUGCAUGCAGUGUUCUCCCUGAGAGCAAGGACCUUGACCUACGGGGUCAUCACCAGCGUGGCCACGUGGACAGUGGCCGUGUUCGCCUCCCUCCCUGGCUUUUUGUUCAGCACUUGUUACACCGAGCGCAACCACACCUACUGCAAAACCCAGUACUCCCUCAACUCCACCACGUGGAAGGUUCUGACCUCCCUGGAGAUCAACAUCCUCGGCUUGGUGGUUCCCUUCGGGGUCAUGCUGUUCUGCUACUCGCUGAUCAUCAGGACCCUGCAGCACUGCAAAAAUGAGAAGAAGAACAAGGCGGUGAGGAUGAUCUUUGCCGUGGUGGUCCUCUUCCUGGGCUUCUGGACACCUUACAACGUGGUGCUCUUCCUGGAGACCCUGGUGCAGCUAGAAGUCCUUCAGGACUGCGCCCUGGAAAAGUACCUGGACUACGCGCUCCAGGCCACAGAAGCCCUGGCUUUCAUUCACUGCUGCCUGAAUCCAGUCAUCUACUUUUUCCUGGGGGAGAAGUUUCGCAAGUACAUCAUACAGCUCUUCAAAACCUGCAGGGGCCCCUUCGUGCUCUGCCAAUACUGUGGCCUCCUCCAAAUUUACUCUGCUGACACCCCCAGCUCAUCUUACACACAGUCCACCGUGGAUCACGACCUCCGUGACGCUCUGUGAAACAAAUGAAGGUGCAAAACGCAGAGCUGACGAGCUGCCCAUACGCAGAGCUUACUUAAAAUUGUAUUUUGGUGAGAGAUCCCCGAGCCCGUGUCAGGAGGAAGGCUGACACCGUGGUGGAAAGAGGGCUUCUUGACCUGUAGGUGGCUUCUCCUCCGCCAGCAAAGU